AAACUUAUCUCACAGCAACUCCAGGAGCCUCAUCAAUUCAGAGCCAAAGUCCAGGCUCCCACCAAGAAACCAAAUACUACAAUAACCAUGAGCCAGUCUUAUUCAUCCAGCCAGAGGGUUUCCUCCUACCGUCGCACUUUUGGUGGAGCAUCCCCAACAUAUACAAGGUCCAGUUUUGGAACUAAGGGAGGUUCCUCAAGUUCCUUAUCUUCCAGGGUAUACCAGGUCUCCAGAGGUUCAGCUGUUCCAAGUCUAUCUAGCUUCAGAGCAACCAAACUUACCCCAGUUAGAAGCAGUUAUUCUGGAGGGGAUGCGCUGGACUUUAGCCUUGCUGAUGCUUUGAACCAGGAAUUCCUGCAAACAAGAACCAAUGAGAAAGUUGAAUUGCAGGAUCUGAAUGACCGGUUUGCCAGUUACAUUGAGAAAGUCCGAUACCUGGAGCAGCAGAAUCAGGUUUUGGUGGCUGAAGUGAACAGAAUCAAGGGCAAGGAACCAACAAGAGUCAGUGAACUGUAUGAAGAGGAGAUGAGAGAGCUGCGUCGUCAAGUAGACAUUAUCACCAAUCAGAGGUCCAGAGUGGAAGUGGAGAGGGAUAAUCUAGGAGACGAUCUGCAGAAACUUAAACAGAGAUUACAGGAAGAGAUCCAGUUGAAGGAAGAUGCAGAGAAUAAUUUGGCUGCUUUCAGAGGUGAUGUUGAUGCUGCAACACUUGCUCGUAUUGACCUGGAAAGGCGCAUAGAGUCUCUGCAGGAGGAGAUUGCUUUCCUUAAGAAGAUUCAUGAAGAGGAAAUUCGCGAUCUGCAGGCACAGUUACAAGAGCAACAAGUGCAGGUAGAAAUUGAUGUCUCCAAACCAGAUUUAACAGCAGCACUGAGAGAUAUUCGCGCCCAAUACGAGAACAUAGCCGCCAAGAAUGUCUCAGAGGCAGAAGAGUGGUACAAGUCCAAGGUAUCUGACCUCAAUCAGACUGCACAAAAGAACAAUGAUGCUCUGCGCCAGUCCAAGCAAGAAUUAAUGGAAUAUCGUCACCAAAUCCAGUCCUACACUUGUGAGAUUGAUGCACUCAAAGGAACCAAUGAAUCACUUUUGCGCCAGAUGAGGGAUAUGGAAGAAAGGUUUACAGGUGAAGCUGCAGGUUACCAAGACUCUAUCACCCGGCUGGAAGAAGAGAUCCGUAAUUUGAAGGAUGAGAUGGCAAGACACCUCCGCGAGUAUCAGGAUCUCCUGAACGUCAAGAUGGCAUUGGAUGUGGAGAUUGCUACAUACCGCAAACUGCUGGAGGGUGAAGAGAGCAGGAUUGUUCUUCCAAUCCAGACCUAUUCUGCACUUAGUUUUAGAGAGACCAGUCCAGAACAGAGAUCAUCUGAGGUCCAUACCAAGAAAACAGUCAUGAUUAAAACCAUCGAGACCCGAGAUGGAGAGGUUGUAAGUGAGGCUUCCCAGCAGCAUCACGAGGUUCUGUGAGUUGGAGUGAGAGGAUCAUGAAGAUGUACACGACAGGAAUGUAAAACUACUACACUACACAGCCUGAGUAUAACCCUGCUGGACAAAGGCCAUCUCAUGCUGUACCUUCACUAUACACUUCCUGCACCUACCACUCCCCUGAGCGUCCGCUCUUAUAAAGGACUCCUGAAGAAAAGGAUACAUGUGAACUCCUCACUCUUUAGAGCUCCUCUAAUAUAAAACAAACCCUUGGUGAUAUCUCACCAAUGAAAGUGCAAAAGAACAACCAAUAAAGUCACAGACACCUUCACAACCAUUUGCAUUGACCAUUAAUUUUACAGUUGACAAUCUACAGUACAGUAACAAAAGAGAUAGACUAGAAGCAGUUGUAAUAUAUCAAGCCCAGGUAUUUCUAAAACUAAUCAUGCUCGUUUUUUUUUUUUUAAAAUACAAUCAGGACACUUUUAUUCAACAGCCAGUACUCCCCACAUACUGUAUCCCGCAAUCCUAAAAGUAAUACUUCCCUGAUAAAGAAUCCAUAAACCAUUAUAUAUUAAACCUGCAAAUUCAGCAGCAUUUCCCCAUACAUGUAAAUGUCACUUCUUAUCUUAUCAUCCUUUUAAUGCACACACACCCACACCUGCCAUCUUAUAAAGCAUUACUAAGGUUUACUAUAAUCUGAGCUUUUCAAAACCUCCUACCACAAAUAAUGUGCUACAUGACAACACACAGCCAUUUCUAAUAUAUAAUUACUUAAAGUUAGGUCACCUUAUCAUGACAGACAACUAAUUAUUUUACUAGUUAAUAUCAUGGUAAAACGAUCUCAGAAGAUUGCCACCAAAUGUGGUAGCCAGAAUUAGCUACAUUUAGAGGUCCACUGGCAUACCAAUAAAAUACAGUGGUGUAGGCUGUGAUACCUUUCAGUGGACGAUUAAUUAUGUUCAGGAGUUAUCAUGAAUAAGCUAUGAGAGAAAUUCCUGCAGCCUUGAAGGAUUCUGAAUUCUAUAGUUUGAAAAUGAAGUAUGCAUUUGCUAAAGGUAGUAUGAGAUGGACUGUAGCAUAAGAACUGCUACUUACUUUUAUUGCCCUCCUUUAUUGAAGGCCUUGUAUUGUACUAUAAGAUAACAGGUGCUCCAUGUAAGGACCAUUUAUGCUCUGAGCUCAGGGAAUUGGCGGUCAAACCAUACUUUUGGGGUUUACAGCCAAAAUUAUAUACAGAGGAAAAUCCUGUUACUAUAAAAAUCUUUUAUGCCAAGCUGCAUACUAUGUGAUAGAAAUGAUAACAAUUCAGUAUUAACAAACAGGCUUCAUAAACUGUAUGUGUUAUGGGAGUAGGUAAGGUCUGUAUGGAAUGUAAGUGUGAAUAGCAUAUUGAUUACUACAAUUUGCAAAUGUAUUUAUCAUAUUUUAGCUAUAUCAACAGCUAUUAAAGGCAGCAUUAAACUUUGUUCAUUGGAUUAAUCAGGGCACUAGCUUUGCUUUCUGAAUAACAAUAAGAACAGGUGAGGCAGUCUGCUGAAUUAGUUAUGGGUAAAGCAUGUGAAUAAAUACACUGAAAGGAAAGAAUAGGAGGAAGAACAUUAGGGUCACCAUUCAGCUUAUUGAAUAUGUAUUGGAUUGGAUGUUGAAUGUGAUCUAAAAUAAUAAUAUAGGAUAGGAUAUAUAUAUAACAUUUUUUCCAGAAUCCUUUGGAAGGAAAGCGGAUCCAACUUUUUAUAGCGGUUGUCAUUCAUGGCAACAAAACACACACACAUGCACACACUCACACACGUGCGCACACACACACACUCGCACACACUCCCACACACUCACACGCACACACUCACACACUCACAUGCACACACUCACACACACACUCCCACACUCCCACACACAAGCACACACUUCCACACGCACACACACGCACACACACAUGCACACACUCACACACAUGCACACGCACACUCACACACACACACACUCACACACACGCACACACUCACACACACACACGCAUACACUCACACACACAUGCACACACUCACACACACAUUUCAGUGUAAUUAUUACAAGCAACAAACUGGACUUUAUUUUUUUUUCCACACACAAAUCUAUUCAUUGCUCAUGGGGAUUUUUUUUUUUUUUAAAUAAAACUAAGUUGUUUGUGUAGAUUGUGUAGUAUAUUCCACAGAACAGUAAAUAUAAUGGAGGUUAAUAAAUGUGCUAAGAAGAAA
Bombina bombina (fire-bellied toad) is the source of this 3656-nucleotide messenger RNA. RefSeq names its product desmin (gene DES). NCBI's taxonomy places the organism in Eukaryota, Metazoa, Chordata, Amphibia, Anura, Bombinatoridae. Gene Ontology annotation, cellular component: intermediate filament; cell-cell junction; Z disc. The transcript has 9 exons. The record is from RefSeq and is a predicted model, not a curated record. The coding region runs from base 88 to 1464 and encodes 458 amino acids. Gene Ontology annotation, biological process: skeletal muscle organ development.